AUGUCUGCUACAAGCAAACCAAGGAGAGACCACCAAAUGGAUGACAAUAGUAUAAGAAGAGUGAAUUCCACGCCUGUAUGGCCUACAGAGUUACCGGAUGUCUUUUCAUUUUCAGAGUCUUUUUUCCAAUUGCAGAGAGAUUUAGAUUAUAGUGUCCUACAGUACAUGAUUCACAUGGGAUAUUCGAAUGCUGCUACUCUAUUUGAGAGGGAGCUCAGAAAUGACAUUUACGAGGGUGUUACUGACGGGAUUGGCGGUGCUCUAAAGCGAGAAGAAGAAGAAGAAGAAGAAGAAGAAGAAAAAGAGGGGAAAGAGGGGAAAGAGCUUCGACUGAGUGUAGAUGAGGAUGGAUUUGAACAGGGACUGAAGAGAGUUAAGUCAUUACAAGGUUUCGACACGACAGAGGUUCGUAAGAGUAUCAUGCAAAUGAUUCUCCAGGGGGAGAUACCGGAUGUUAUUGAUGCAAUUAGUUUUCUCUGGCCUAAUUUCUUUGAAGAAUACGAAAUGGUCAAGUUGAGGUUACUGCAUCUACAAGCUGUUUCCAAAGUGUUAGAAUAUUCCAAGGCAAAUACCACUGGACUGACCAAGAACGAGAUUGAGAAAAGGGAAGAGGGUUUCUACAAGGAAUUCGUCCAAUUUGUCCAAGAAAACCUCUCUGAUUCCAGAAUAACGCAAUCUUUACAGUUUACUAAAGAUAUGGAAUCUACAAUGGGACUUCUGGCACGGGUGGACUGUGGUAAGGAGCUCGAGGGACUCCCCGAGGACAUGGCACGACAAAUCGGAACACCUCUACGUGAACGGGUUGCAAGGACAGUCAACCAUGCCAUUCUUCGCCAUGUGGAUGGAAUCCCUCUGCAACCUCUGGAUGCUGACAUCACACACCCGCAAUCCCUGGAUACCCAGUUGGAGAACCUCGUCAAGUUGUUUCUCUACACUCUGAAGACCAAAACCACCUUGUCUUUGAAGAAAUCCACAUCCACAUCCACAUCACCAUCACCAUCACCAUCACCAUCGUUAUCCUCUCCUUCUUCUUCUUCAUCGUCAUCAUCCCCUCCCCCUUCCUCUUCUACCUCACAAGAGACUUUCAUAGCUGUGGCUCGUUCGCUAAACUGA
Messenger RNA from Pichia kudriavzevii, 1113 nucleotides. RefSeq lists its product as uncharacterized. The record is from RefSeq and is a predicted model, not a curated record. The transcript has a single exon. Gene Ontology annotation, molecular function: protein binding. NCBI's taxonomy places the organism in Eukaryota, Fungi, Ascomycota, Pichiomycetes, Pichiales, Pichiaceae. The coding region runs from base 1 to 1113 and encodes 370 amino acids.